Molecule: messenger RNA, 692 nt
Organism: Paramecium sonneborni
Lineage: Eukaryota; Ciliophora; Oligohymenophorea; Peniculida; Parameciidae
Source: the annotation of a GenBank genome assembly
AUGAAAAUUUAAAUCUUAUUUUUAGAUAAAAAUUAAAUGAAGGUAUUAGAAAUACCCUAUAUCUAAAUAGAUCUACGUUGACGCAUUCAGUGGAGAAGAAAUCGUUUCAGAUAGUUUCAAUAUGGAAGAAAAGUUUGAAGGUGCAAUUGGUGAAGUCCAAUCUUAAGAUAUUGUUAAAGGAGCACUUAAUGUUGAUGUUGGUAUAUAAUCUCAUUAUUAUAAUCCUUAGGUGCUGGAGGACAUUUUGGUGGUAAAAAUGAAGAUGAAGAUGAUGGAGGUGUUGAUGAUUAAGCUUAAAAAGUUAAUAACAUUAUAGAUGCCUUCAAAUAUGCUGAAACCUAAUUUACUAAAGCUGAUUAUGUUACCUACUUUAAAGCUUAUGCCAAAAAAGUUAAAGCUUAUUUAGAAGCAAACAAACCAAAUAGAGUAGCUCAAUUCUAAAAGGGAGCUGGCGAAUUCAUUAAAUGGGUUUCUGCUAAUUUCAACGAUCUCUAAUUGUAAACUAAAUCAAUUUAUCAUCUAGCUACUGUCCUGAAUCAUACGAUAUGGAAAAUCACAUUGUCAUUGGUUAUUACAAAGAAGGAUAAGCUUCUCCAGCUUUCGUUUACAUUUUAGAUGGAUUAAAAGAAGUCAAAAUGUGAUAUAACAUAAAAAUACAAUUAUAUCUGUUAAUACAACAAUUAAUAAUAGAG